CUAUAAGAAUCAUUUCAAACAGUUUUCAGCAUCCCUUCCAGAAAGGGCUAUCUUGUAGUCAAACGUUCAACACACUACAUGUGCUUUAAUCGAUGCCACGAAAAUGUACAAUUCAAACGAUAGAGUGCGGUCAUAAACGAUGAAAGCGAAGAAAGCGAGGAAAAGCGAGCGGUUGCUACAAACAAAAUAAAUUACAAGUUAUAAACGAAUACAAUAAAAGAAACAGAAAUAACCAGCCAAAGGUAGACGAUACUCACAAACGUUAUAUGACUAGGACGGUUAGGAACACGAAAGAGGAAAGCGGAAGGCUGUAAAUAAACAAGAUAACUGUAGCACCGCAAUGAAUAUGCACAAAUAAUCUAGAAAAACGCAUGUAAAAGGGAACUUAACAAAACAAAAUUAUGCCGAAAAACCUAACAGAAUAUUGAUAACGUGAAAGCGAGAUAAACGAAAAGAAUGCGAUGAUCACUAAAAGAAUGCACGUACAGGCGGAAAAAAAUAACAAAAAUUUAAAUGCGGCGCCAACAGGCUACUUGAAAAGUUUGGCUGAAAAUGAUACUCUGCCAUGAAAUCCCCUGCUACAUUUUGAACCAAAAAAGUUCAAUUUUGUUUCGAUUUUGAACCCAAAGUGAAGGGGAUGUUUUUAUUUACAAUUAUAUAAGUUUUCUCCACGUAACCGUGCCCAGAAGGAGCGAGAAGGGACCUAACCAAAUACCACAUAUUUACAAAAGCGAAACACAUGAACCGUCAAAAUGGCCACUCUUAACUUUAGCAAUUCGUACCCAGGCUCUCCAUGUUAUCGGCCAAAAGUUUACAUCUGAGUGAGUGACACAUUUGCAUAUUUUGCCCCAUCAGCAAUAGUCGUUUCUACGCUUCGCGUAUCAACGACCAAAAAGUAGUUGGCUGGGUUUUAGUAGCUAGGAGAAAACAAGGGGGCAUUACAUUUAGCUGUAUAAACAAGUUAAAAUUUCGUUUGCAUUGCAAACCGUCCGUGUAAACGAAAAAAGUUUCUCUAUCGUGCACCUUAGAAACGAGGAUUUUUGAUUGAUUUUUCAAGAAAUUUGGCAUUUCCAGCCCAAAAGGAGUUUUUAUUUAUUAACAUCUCAUCUCGAUUCAAUCUGUCGGCUGGAUAUUUCUUAUGUUGUUUGAACAUGCAAGUAUCAUGAACAGCUGUUGUUAAGCACAAGUUGAGCACAGAACAAACAUUACAUGUUCCUUGAUGGACAGUACAGUAAUAUUUUGAGACAAAUCCAUUACUACGUGUAAGAGUGAGUAGUUUAUAUGCAGAUAUUAUUCAGUUACCUAGGGCUGAGUAAUGUUUAAUUUAAACUCAUCCGUCUUUUCAAAAUAUAUUAUGACGAACAAGGUGCAGACCAAGGGCGUAAAAUCUACGUUGCGUUCUUAAGAAGCUUAUAUGCUGUUAAUAUUUUAUGUCUUCAGGCCGAGUGAUGUUUUAGGUAAAGCUUGCCCAUCUUGUCAAGUGAUAUCAAGACUCACGAGGACGCAGAGUACAGGCGAAAAAUCAGUUUACCUGACUUGAGCAGAAGCUACACUUUCGCGAAAUAUCAUUGGCAAGACCUUCACCAGGAUAACUUCAGUCAUUAAUCGACGCAAACUUGGAAAAAGAUUGGCGCAAAUCAGGGGCAAAAUAGUGAAGUAUUUCACAGAGUUUGAACAAGAGAUCACAGUUGUCACCAGGCUCAUUGAGAAGGUACCCCCGUCAAACUUCCCACAAAAGUGAUUUUCGCUUUAUUCAAGUUUGUUGGAAUUGUAAUUCACAAUGCUCCAGGAAGCUUUCGUAAACAGUGUGAACUCAACUGACAUCCGUGGCUCGACAGUUUUGCUCAUUCGUUCGUACGAGGAAGCACGAAUCACCUUCGCUGUGAUUUUGUCGAUUAAUCUGCUCGUUAUCGUGUUGGGAAUAAUCGUCAAUGCGACCAUUUGUUAUGUGAUGCUGCGAAAAAAACGCUAUAAAAGAAACAGUUCAAAUUUCUUCAUUACGCAUUUGUCCGUGGUGGAGCUGGUACAUCGCCUACUUGUCUUCCCUUUAAUGGUGUACUUUGUAGUUCCAGCGACGGGAAUCAAAACGUUCCAGUGCAAAGCUAUAUCAUUUUUCUCUAAGACCUCCGCCUCGGCCAUAUUUGUCAGCCUGGUUGUCAUAGCCAUCGAUAGGCAUCAAAAGAUUGUCCACCCUUUACAGAGUUUGAAGUCAAAGGAAAAUCCUUUCACCCUCGUUUUUCUCUGUUGGCUGUAUGCUACCAUCGUGUCGUGCCCUUUUGUUAUUAGCAUGGAUAGCAUUUCUGUUCUAAAAAUCCCCGAAGCUCGAGGUAUGGUCUGCGAAAAUUGUGCUGACAAGAAACUUUGUGGUAUUCCACAAAAUCUACUGGGGCAGUCUUCGACCACGUUAUAUUUUGUCCUUGCAUUUCUUGUUCCGUUGACCAUCAUUUUUGCGUUGUACGUUAAAGUCGCCAUCUUCUUGCAUCAGAGAGGCAAGAGUGGAAUGAUGAGCCAAGUGGUGGCAAAAUCGAAAUCUAACGCAGUACGCAUGCUCACUAUCACCGUAUUUGGAUAUGCCCUCUCCCUAGGCCCCGCUGUCGUUCUCGCCAUGUUGAGAUCUUAUGGCACUCUAAACAGUAAAUCCUUCGACUGCCUAUUACUGGUGAGCUGGAUGGUCGACUUUGCCACAUACACAAGCUCACUGGCAAAUCCAUUGAUUUAUGCGUAUAACAACAGGGCUUUUAGACAGGAAAUUAACCGUUUGUUUUGUAAAAGAGAAGGUCAAAUAUUUUAUAAUGCUAGAUUCACAAAAUCGACUUGAAAUCUUUAACUGAUCAAAUUUGGCAAGAUCCCUCAUUACCUAGAUGGCUGAUAACGAACUAAAAACCAGAAUGAUAAUUUAUUCAUCACAGGCUCCAUUACGGGAGAGUUAGAUGUAUGUGAGUAGACUAAAACUCUCCGGCGAGACCUCCAGCGCUUUCGCCGGCUUUUGCUGAAAUUGAAUAUUUGCGUAAAAGGAGGGGGUAGAGUGUUGUACCUCGUUUGUGCGCCCUGACGUUGAAGUGUUGAGGUGUAAAGUUUAAAAGAGCUACGACACGGUUUGCGCAUCUUCAACAGUUUAGCCCAAAGUUUCAAGUUCGUCGUUCGUUAUCC
This is a messenger RNA of Orbicella faveolata, 3150 nucleotides long. Its product is annotated as neuropeptide FF receptor 1-like. Gene Ontology annotation, molecular function: G protein-coupled receptor activity. The record is from RefSeq and is a predicted model, not a curated record. Lineage: Eukaryota; Metazoa; Cnidaria; Anthozoa; Scleractinia; Merulinidae. Gene Ontology annotation, biological process: G protein-coupled receptor signaling pathway. Gene Ontology annotation, cellular component: plasma membrane.